This is a messenger RNA of Tachyglossus aculeatus (Australian echidna), 4642 nucleotides long. It is a transcript of the gene ZNF385D, whose product is annotated as zinc finger protein 385D. Lineage: Eukaryota; Metazoa; Chordata; Mammalia; Monotremata; Tachyglossidae. Bases 199 to 1425 code for a protein of 408 amino acids. The transcript is spliced from 9 exons. The record is from RefSeq and is a predicted model, not a curated record. Gene Ontology annotation, molecular function: nucleic acid binding; zinc ion binding. Gene Ontology annotation, cellular component: nucleus.
GCUAAAUCAGACAGGGAUUGUAUCAGGGAUAAGACUGCCUGCAAAGCACUCAUCCUGAGGAGGCUCACUGAUCUCUCGCUGUUUCUGUGCCGGGAAAUUUCCACAUAAUGUAGAAUGAAACAGCUCUGUUUUCCAUGUCACUGCUGUGCGGGAGCUAAUGCUGAGUUACGCCGCGGUGGGAUUCCAGCUGUAUGAUUAAUGAGAAACAUAAUGUAUUUUGGUGGCACGUGCCAGAGUCCUGCUCUCCCAGCCCUGGUGCGUCCACCAGCCCCACCUUUGCAGCCAUCGCUGGAUAUUAAACCGUUUCUUCCUUUUCCUCUGGAUACUGCUGCAGCAGUCAAUCUCUUCCCUAACUUCAAUGCGGGCUUCUUCAGAGCUAUUGGGGCCCCUCACCAAAACAUAAUGGACCCGAUUCAGAAAGCUGUAAUAAAUCAUACAUUUGGGGUUCCUCUUCCUCAUCGAAGAAAGCAAAUCAUAUCAUGCAACAUUUGCCAGUUGAGAUUUAAUUCUGAUAGCCAGGCUGCGGCCCACUACAAAGGCACUAAACAUGCCAAGAAGCUCAAAGCACUGGAAGCCAUGAAAAAUAAGCAGAAAUCUGUUACUGCCAAGGACAGCGCAAAGACUACCUUCACUUCCAUCACUACCAAUACCAUCAAUACCAGCUCUGACAAAACAGACAGUACUCCAGGGACACCAGCAAUAUCGACAACGACAACCGUGGAAAUUCGGAAAAGCAGUGUUAUGACAACUGAGAUCACCUCCAAAGUGGAAAAAAAGCCCACAACAGCCACUGGCAACAGCGCAUGUCCUUCCGUGGAGACUGAAGAAGAAAAGGCAAAAAGACUCCUUUACUGUUCGCUAUGCAAGGUUGCUGUCAACUCCGCCUCACAGCUGGAGGCGCACAACAGUGGGACUAAGCACAAAACUAUGCUCGAAGCACGAAAUGGAAGCGGAACUAUUAAAGCGUUUCCUCGGGCAGGAGUCAAAGGCAAAGGACCCAUUAAUAAGGGAAGUACAGGCUUACAAAACAAAACGUUUCACUGUGAAAUCUGCGAUGUGCACGUGAACUCCGAGACACAACUUAAACAGCACAUUAGCAGUAGAAGGCACAAAGACAGAGCUGCUGGGAAGCCCCCCAAACCUAAGUACAGCCCCUACAACAAACUGCAAAAGGCAGCACAUCCUCUCGGGGUGAAAUUAGUAUUUUCAAAGGAACCGUCAAAGCCAUUGGCUCCACGAAUUCUCCCAAAUCCCUUGGCAGCGGCAGCUGCCGCCGCCGCCGUGGCCGUGAAUUCCCCCUUCAGUCUCCGAACGGCCCCUGCAGCCACCCUCUUCCAGACGUCAGCGCUUCCUCCGGCGCUCCUCCGACCAGCGCCUGGGCCCAUUCGGACCACGCAUACUCCUGUGCUGUUCGCUCCUUAUUGAACUCCAGACCAGAGUCCUUGUACUGCAAUAAUUUUUCCAAAAAAAUGAAACAAAACAAAAAAAAAAACAAACUAUGCAGUGUUUAUUUAUAGUUUAAAGUAUAUAUAGAUAUAUGAAGAGCCAGGACUUUUGAUAGUGAAUUGAAAAGAUUCUAAAAGGGGGGGGGAGGGGCAGUAUUUUCUCCAAAUAAGACCAUUCCUCUUGAAUAUUGACUGUUUUAGAAGUGACUCCAGCAUUGAUUCGUAGUGACCCAUAGAACUUAUGAAGCCUUUGUGACCGUGCUUUUUGGCACAUGUUUCCCCUGCAAUGUCUUUCCUGCUUCACGAAACAACUCUACAUUUCUCUAAGGGCAUUAACUGGUUCCAAUGUAUGUAUAUACACAAUACUUUAUUCUGUAGAUUAAACGUUGGAAGAAAAAGAGGAAAAGAAAAAGAAACACUGUGAAUAGUAGUACCCACACCGAUCCUUUUGCCACGUCAGCCGUUAACUGGGUAUUUAUCUGAACAAAAGUAGAUGCAGUAGAUGUCUUGUAAAACAAUAGUGCUGUAUCUCUAUCUAUGCCACUAGGUUCUUAAGUGAAUUGCAAAGAGUAGAAUGAACAACUCUGUCACUUUGGUAAGUAGCCAAAAGAAUAAAUGCAAACGAUAAUAUUGUGAAGGUCUUCCUAGACAAUAAUCAGUUUCUCCUCCCCCUUUCCUCCCACCCCUUGUAGGACCAUUGAUAUUCUCAGAUGUACUGAAGAGUUUUGAUUAAGAAAAAUUCAGCAAAAAAGACCAUUUAUUACAAUUUCUGUAGUUCCACCACAGGCCACGUAGCAGUGAAAUUUUAAAUUUGUGUGUACUAUGUAAAUCUUGUAUCUAAGAGUAUUGUGUCCUAUGUCCAUAUAGAAAAUGUUGGGAUGGAGGGCAGUGUAGCUAUUCAGUUUUCAUGAGCUAGGGAUGACCAUAAAAUAACUCAUAAACAUGUGUGUGACAUGCAUGGCCAAACCUAACAAAUGAAAACAGAAUGCGUAUUUACAUCUCUGCAGUAUAUUCUCUUUAUAUCAUACCAGUGGGUUGCCUCAAUGGGCAAAUGCUUUUGUUUUGAGCCUAAAGAUGAAAUCAGCAUUGCCUAUUUUUAAAAAAAAAUUCCUACUGGCGUGAUAUAAAUGUUUAACUAUAUAUAGGUAAAUGUAAGAACAGCCAAAAAGUAUAAGUUAACAGCACAUCACAGGGAUGGAGAAAAAAUUACCUAAAAGUUCCUAUUGCACCCUAAAUUCUGACCUAUCAGCAUUCUGACAGCUAUAAGCCUUAUAUAUUCACCAUAAGGCGUACAUGGGUGAACAGUGUCCUUUGAAAACAAGAUUUAUCAGGGGUAUAUAUAAGAAUAGAUAUAUAUUGUAUAUAUGUUAGAAAGACAAAAUGAUAAACAGAAAAUCUAUUAUAUAAAAUAAUGAUCUAACCUUCCAACUUCACACUUGACCAUUAAGUGGUAUGGAACAGACAGUGGAAAAACAGAUUUGCUUUCAGUUUAUGAGAAUGGCUGCCUGCUUCUUGCAAUCCAAAAUUUAAAAGUAACUAUGAAGAUGGUGGGAGAGGCAAAACAAGUUGGGAAACAAAAGUCAAGUCUUAGGGGCAGGCAAAAUUGAGAUCUGUUCUCCACGUGGGGAAGGCAGUUGCUGUGCAUUUGUUUGUAUGGAAGGGGUUAGCCCUUCCCCACCCUAUCUGCCCCCCAGAUUCUGCAACAAAGCCCAGCUGCUCCAGACUUUUUGACCAUCUUGCAGCUGGCACGACCCCCCCAUCCCCACCCCGCCCGCCGAGUGAGGUCCAGGUUCUCUGGCCCGCGCCAUAGCAGUGGCAGAGCCAGGCUGCCCCUCAGUAGGUGUGCAUCCACGGCACAGGGCAGUGCAUAAGCACAGAGGGGUCCCAAACUCUUGCAAUCAUCAAUCGUAUUUAUUGAGCGCUUACUAUGUGCAGAGCACUGUACUAAGCGCUUAUGGUGGAGCGGGGGGAGGCUGGGGAACCUCCUUCUCCCACCUCCCUGGAUCCUCCCAUCUUCCACUCUGUAAAACAAAACCCAAAGCGGUGGGUGGAUACACUGCACCCUUUAUCCCUUUUCCAGUGGAUCAUAGGACUAUUUUAUAUAGGCUUUGUUUAGGCUCUUGAAGGUGUAAAAGGAGGAAGGCUCAAUAUUUGCUCCCAGAACCUACUAUUUAUUAGUAGUUCAAGUGAUAUGAGGGGAAAGUGCAACAGACUUUGGACUUACCAGUGACAAAAGACUCUUGUUUCAUAUAUGUGCAUCCCAACCAUGUCCUGGGUGGACAAAAUUAAACAUCAGACCCACAGGCUAACUACACUCCGGUGCUCACAUUCUUUAAAAACCAUUCUGCUCACCUUGUUUUUCAUACAAAGAGAAAGGAAAACACGUUCCACGGAUCUCCUUGUCCAAAGAAUUCCAAAUUAGUGCUGACACCAGCAUUAUUUUGUUCCUUUUUAUAAUUACUCUCUAUCCGGCAACCUCAGAAAACCGUUGUAUCAUCAUUUACAGGCACCAUCAUAUCCCUUUCUUUAUAGCCUUAGGAGAAGCCCUUUUUGAGAUUUUUUUUUUUUAGAGAUGAGGAUCUGCUAACUACCUAAUUGGCAGGGUGCAGAGUAGGUACUUGGAAUUUUAAAGUCAUUUUCUUCCUAUUAACUAAGGCGCUUUGGUCUGUGCCUAUGACCUAGUUUUCUACCAUACGCCUAUAAUUCCUUUUUGCUUUGGGGAUUGUGCCUAAGCCAUGGCCGCUGUACUGAGCAUUCUGCCACUCUCCCACAGUCCCUCUUAAGUUGGCAAUCAUGUCCUUGAAAAAGUGAGCCUGGGGCCUGCAUGGAGCCAUAGCACACAGGGGAGGUCUGUUAACUAAUGACUUGCUGCAAGCACCUAGUGUCGUCCCUACACUCUCCAUCAGCCUCGCCGAGAAACUACCAGCAGUUUCGGGAUCUCUUUGCCUCAGUGCUCUAUGGAACAAUUUUCAUGGAAAUGGACUCACUUAAAUUUGCGCUGUAAACAUCAGUUGUCUCUUACUCACUACCUAAUAAAGGAUGAAGCCUAAUCAUUAGAAUUGACAGUGGACUUUCUGUGAAUUGCUUUUCCCUACCCACCCGUUUGUCAAACUUAUCAGCAUCCAUUAAGCUCCAAACUCCCUUGAUAAAAAACUGUUCUCUUUCUCUUGUGGAUUUUUCAUUAAUAAAAAUGAGUA